Drosophila busckii is the source of this 1506-nucleotide messenger RNA. RefSeq names its product serine protease inhibitor 88Ea. The transcript has 3 exons. NCBI's taxonomy places the organism in Eukaryota, Metazoa, Arthropoda, Insecta, Diptera, Drosophilidae. The record is from RefSeq and is a predicted model, not a curated record. Gene Ontology annotation, molecular function: serine-type endopeptidase inhibitor activity. The coding region runs from base 106 to 1371 and encodes 421 amino acids.
AAAAAAGCUAAGCUGAUAAGUUAAAUAUAGCUGCGCAGGGCAACAGGUUGUGUUUCGGUGCAUUAUAGUUGACAUUAAACCGAGAUUACAAGUAUAAAAGAGAUAAUGAAGGCAUAUCUUGCGGUUCUCCUUUUACUACCGGCACUGAUUUCCGCCAAGUUUUGUGAAGAUGCACCCAACUCUGGCAUGGCACUAGACAAGCAAAACAAUUUGUAUCGGGGGCAACAGGAAUUUUCCGUGUCCAUGCUGGAUGCCAUACGCAAAGCGACACCCAACGAUAAUGUGUUCUUCUCACCAUAUAGCACCUAUCAUGCUUUGCUACUGGCCUACUUUGGGGCCAGUCACGACACAGAGAGCGAACUGAAGUCUGUCUUGCGCCUGGACGAUAAGCUUUCGAAGGAAGCUGUGCGCAGCGCCUAUCGCUUUGAGAAACUUGAUCGCGAGUCUCGUGCACCUAAAAUGCCGCUAAUAUUUUCCUCGGCGGAUCGUUUGUACUUUGAUAAAAAUGUUGCGCUUGCAAGCUGUGUGGAGACGCGCCUGCACGAAGAAGUUGUGCAAUUGAAUUUUGGAGAAAAGGCGGAGGAGAGCAGACAACAGAUAAACGCCUGGAUUGCCAACGUUACUCACAAUGAGAUUAGGGAUAUGCUGGCUUCCGGCGAUAUCGAUUCUAACACUCAACUAGUGUUGGCCAAUGCAGCUUAUUUUAAGGGUCAAUGGCAGAGUCGCUUCAAGGCUGACAACACGCAACAGAUGCCCUUUUAUACGUCCAGCGAGAAGGUUUCGUUUGUUCCCAUGAUGAAGCAGAAGGGCAAUUUCCUUUUAAAUACGGAUGAGCGUUUGGGUGCGCAUGUGCUACAGUUGCCUUAUCGCACUUCAAACGCAGAGACUGAAUAUCCUGAGGAUGCCGAGAUCUCAAUGGUUAUCAUACUGCCAUCGGUUAGCAAUGAUUCCAUAGAGCGUGUGCUGAGCAGAUUGAAUGCUGAUACACUCUCAGCCUCGCUGAGAGAAGCCUCAAUGCGCGAGAUUGAGGUCUCUUUGCCUAAAUUUGAGUUUGAGCAGCGUCUGGAACUAGUGCCCAUACUACGCCAGAUGGGCGUUAAUAAAAUAUUUGAUAGCGGCGCCAGCUUUAACGAUUUUACAUUGAACCAGGAAAUUGUGUUUAGCGAUGCUAAACACUUGGCCAAGAUUAAGGUGGAUGAGGAGGGCAGCACUGCGGCAGCAGCUACAGUUUUGGUGAGCUUCCGCUCGGCUCGGCCUGUUGAGCCUACGAAAUUCGAGUGCAAUCAUCCAUUUGUGUUCCUUAUUUUCGAUAAGAAAUCUAAUGCCGUGCUAUUUACUGGUAUCUAUCGUGAUCCCAAGACAAUGAAGUAAAUGACACAGUCUAUAAAAGUUUUUUUUAUCCAAAUUCACACGUGUCUCGAAUAAGUAAACUCUGAUACACAGUAAAUUGUAUUUAAAGCAAAGUUAAGCAAUAAAUAAAUUAUCAACAAAGUUAAAUUUAUCAAA